UCGCCCCGGCCAGGCCGAGCGCAGCAGGCGCCACGCGCAGAGCACACGCUCGCGCUCCAGCUCUCCAACUCCGCCGUUCAUGACCGUGACCCCCGGCCGCAGGCUCCGCCAGCCCCUGCUGCAGGCUCUCUUGCCGUACCCCGCCGCCGCAAGGGUCCCCCCUCGCCCCAAGCGCUUUGAAGCCUGUCCGCACCCCCUGCCCGCUAGCGGCUGCCUGGCUCAGCUGGCACCAUGCUGUCCGUGCGCGUCUGCCUGCUCACGCCCCACUUGCUGCUCGUGUUGGUGCAGCUGUCCCCGGCCAGCGGCCACCGCACCACUGGCCCCAGGUUUCUCAUAAGUGACCGUGAUCCUCAGUGCAACCUCCACUGCUCCAGGACUCAACCCAAACCCAUCUGUGCCUCUGAUGGCAGGUCCUAUGAAUCCAUGUGUGAGUACCAGAGAGCCAAGUGUCGGGACCCAGCCCUGGGCGUGGUCCAUCGAGGGAGAUGCAAAGAUGCUGGCCAGAGCAAAUGUCGCCUGGAGAGGGCUCAGGCCUUGGAACAGGCCAAGAAGCCUCAGGAGGCUGUGUUUGUCCCAGAGUGUGGUGAGGACGGCUCCUUCACGCAGGUGCAGUGCCACACUUACACGGGGUACUGCUGGUGUGUCACCCCGGACGGGAAGCCCAUCAGUGGUUCUUCUGUGCAGAAUAAAACUCCUGUAUGUUCAGGUCCAGUCACCGACAAGCCCUUGAGCCAGGGCAAUUCAGGAAGAAAAGUCUCUUUUCGUUUCUUUUUAACUCUCAAUUCAGAUGAUGGCUCUAAGCCCACACCCACGAUGGAGACCCAGCCUGUAUUCGACGGCGAUGAAAUCACAGCUCCCACCCUAUGGAUUAAGCACUUGGUAAUCAAAGACUCCAAACUGAAUAACACCAAUGUAAGAAAUUCAGAGAAAGUCCACUCUUGUGACCAGGAGAGGCAGAGCGCCCUGGAAGAGGCCCGGCAGAAUCCCCGCGAGGGCAUUGUGAUCCCAGAGUGCGCCCCUGGCGGGCUUUAUAAACCGGUGCAAUGCCACCAGUCCACGGGCUACUGCUGGUGUGUCCUAGUGGACACGGGGCGCCCAGUGCCUGGGACGUCCACACGCUAUGUGAUGCCAAGUUGUGAGAGUGAAGGUAGAGCCAAGAGUGCCGAGGCGGACGACCCCUUCAAGGACAGGGAGUUGCCAGGCUGUCCAGAAGGGAAGAAGAUGGAAUUUAUUACCAGCCUGCUGGAUGCGCUCACCACAGACAUGGUUCAGGCCAUUAACUCAGCAGCGCCCACUGGAGGUGGGAGGUUCUCAGAGCCAGAUCCCAGUCAUACCCUGGAGGAGCGAGUGGCACACUGGUACUUCAGCCAGCUGGAUAGCAACAACAGUGAUGACAUCAACAAGCGGGAGAUGAAGCCCUUCAAGCGCUAUGUCAAGAAGAAAGCCAAGCCCAAGAAAUGUGCCCGGCGUUUCACCGACUACUGUGACCUGAACAAGGACAAGGUCAUCUCAUUGCCCGAGCUGAAGGGCUGCCUGGGUGUUAGCAAAGAAGGUGGUAGCCUUGGCAGCUUCCCCCAGGGAAAACGAGCAGGCACAAACCCAUUCAUUGGACGCCUUGUCUAAGAAGCCGAAAAAUCAAAGGGCCAGUGGAGAGUUCCAGGAGACAGGACCAAGCAUCAGACACCUAGCCUUCAGCGCUGCCCACACCCAGCCACAGCCCAUGUAACAUAAGUGGUGCCCGCCAUGUUUGCACUUUUAAUAACUCUUUUGUGUGUGUUUUGUUUCCGGUUUCAUUUGUACACACCGUCUAUCUAAUACCACAGCUGCAACAGGAAAGGGAAGAAAGGCCGCUAUUCUCUCUUUGGUUAAGAUUUUGGAUCUGCUACUGACAAAUUUUAGGUUAUUGGGGAGGGGGGGUUGUUACUGGGGGUGAGAGGAAAGAGAUUUAUAUACUGUAUAUAAAUAUAUAUGUAAAUUGUAUAGAUCUUUUGUACAGGCAUUGGCAUUACUGUUGCCCCCUCCCUCCCCUUCCCUUCUCUGGACUCAUAGUCCAGCCUUCUUGGACUGUAUCUUUUGCUUACCUGCGUGGUUUCAUUGGAGAGGGACUCUGUGCUUGUUCUGUGGACAGCAUCUGUUCUCUUCUGGGUGGGAAGAGGGUACUGUUCCAUGCCAUCUGCUGCCAGAGUCUACUCACUUGGCCACUGGUUGGGUAUGAGCAGAGCCCAGCUCAUGUGACGGCCAGCAUGGACUUCAAAAUUCUUCAGUGGCCCACGUCCCCUCUAUCAAGAUCCCUUCGUAGUCUAGGGUAAAUAACUGAGCACAUAAUGUUGAAGGGGUUGAGUUAGGCUACUUCAAACAUUGCCACCCAUGUCUAGCACCUUCCCCAUGUAGGCACCAGAGGAGACACGCCAAACGUGUGAGGAAGAAGCACCCAGCAGGGCUUUCCUUUAACAGAUGUUUAGCAUCCAAGUGUUGUCUGAGUUUUUGUCCUGCCUGGUUUCUGUCCUCCCACCAGGUCCUACAGCUGUUCAGCCCCAAAGAAAUCACACAGAGGUCUGUAUUAAUGAUUAACCGAUUGGCCCAUUAGCUCAGGCUUCUUAUUAACUCUUAUAACUUAUAUUAACCCAUUAUUCUUAUCUAUAUUAGCCACAUGGCUCGGUACCUUUUUUGGCGAGGAAUUCGCACCUUCCUUCUUCGGUGGAUGGGUCAUGAUUGGGGAGGAAUGGGCUUCCUCCUUCCCAGAAUUCUCCUUUUCUCAUUGACCCUCCUCUACUUCCUGUCUGGUUGUCCUGCCUGUACCUCCUGCCUGGCUACUGGCCAAUCAACGUUUAUUUAAAACAUAAUUGACAGAAUAUAGACAAUUGUCCCAAACCAUCCAAGAGAAUGUUGAAGAUGACAAGCUUGCCCCAGGCCUUCUGCAAACCCACAGGAGAGGGUCUGCAAGUGUGUUUCUUCCAACCCUAGUGUCAGACUGGGUUUACUUUCUUACUCCCCCUCCAUCUCUCACCCUCACCCACUGGGUCAGCCCCCACUGUUGACCAAUCCCGGAGUUGGGUCCCUCAGCUUCCCUCGUGGACUUCCAGACCUAUGGACCAGUCCUAGAAGUAAAAUUUAUGUGGUGUCCCUUCCUUCUGCUUCCCCAAGAGGAAUAGGAGGGAUAAGCCAGCUACAGGGGAAUCUAGAUUUGUGCACAGGGAGUCACUGGGAUUGCAGAGUGGUCACUCAGCCUUCAGGACAGACAAGCAGCAGCUUCUGUCUAAGUGCUAGGCUGACUCAGAUGGUCUUCCAUCAGAACAUCAAGUGACCCUUAGCAGCUGUUUCCAUGGUCAGUCAUGGUGGCAGUGAGAGAGGUCAGGAGCUCAGGGCUGGUGCUUUCGCUGACUUGCUCUUGGCCAUCUGAGCUUGUCUGGUAUUCUAUCUCAGUUUCCCCGAAGCGCUUCUACCAUGCUAAACCCUAUUCUGUCUUGGGUCUGGAAGGCACUGGCCUCGUACAUGCUGCCCAGGUGUGGGGACCAUAGCCUUUUUGGCACUUGAUUUGAUAAAGUCUUGGCUUCAGAAGGUUCCUGCUGUUCUGAAGAAAGUCACACAUGUUGUCCCAUGAUGACCAGUGACCCUGUCCUGACAUGGUAAGGUGGAAAAGAAGCACUUUCUUGGAGCCUUGACAAAAACAAAAAGCCCACAGUGUGCGGGACCUGGAUGACCCUCACGGCAGACUCCAGCCCCAUUUCCUGGCCUGAAGAAAACAUGUACCUGGAGAAGCUACCUCCACGUGGGAGUUCAGAAUCUGCCCAGCUCUCUUCUCUUUCACAGAUGGGUGCAGGCUGUGCUGUAUCGGUUUCCCUUGGGAGGGAGGGAGCAAGGGAAAGUAUUUGUAGCUUGUUUUAUAAAAAAUAAAAAUGGCUAAAACCUUG
This is a messenger RNA of Microtus oregoni (creeping vole), 3911 nucleotides long. It is a transcript of the gene Smoc1, whose product is annotated as SPARC related modular calcium binding 1. The transcript is spliced from 13 exons. Bases 232 to 1623 code for a protein of 463 amino acids. Lineage: Eukaryota; Metazoa; Chordata; Mammalia; Rodentia; Cricetidae. Gene Ontology annotation, biological process: extracellular matrix organization. Gene Ontology annotation, cellular component: basement membrane. Gene Ontology annotation, molecular function: protein binding; extracellular matrix binding; calcium ion binding. The record is from RefSeq and is a predicted model, not a curated record.